AUGUCAGACCCAACCCUUUAUCUCUACACUUCCCUGACCGCGGGGUCGUCGCACAUUGUCACCGCCACUGCCCGGAUUGAGACGAUUCUCAAAGCUAACAAGCUACCCUUCCGCGCUAUCGAUGUUGCCACUGAUGAAGCCGCCCGCAAACUUUGGGGCCGACGCUCUAAGGGCAAGAAGCUGCCCGGGUUGGUGAAAUACGGUGACAUUGUGGGAGAUUUAGAACAGAUCGAAGAAUGGAAUGAAUUCGGAGAAUUACGCAUGGUGGUGAACAGCGUGCAGGACCUGGGUGGGAUGCCCGCUACCAGCUACCCGGCCGAUGGAGCGACCGAGAACAAACCUAAGACCGAGCCGGAACCCUCCACUCCCAAACCCUCCACUAUCAAGAUCCAAACACCCACCGAUACAAAAACCGAAGAUAAGAAGAAUGACAUGGCGGUGCUGGCACUGCGCCAGGCAAGCUCAGAGGCUGCCUCCAAGGCCAAGGCAAAGUCGAACGAGAGGAAAGAGCCCACGAAGGAACCAGCUUCAGAGGAACGACUUGCCAGCCGCGCACAUCGCGGCUCGGUCGCUCCCGAGCUCCCCGACACCCAACCAGAUUCGCCAAAGACCCCCCGACGUCCGACCUUAGUGCCAGAACAAGCCGCCGUCUCAUCAGCGAACUUCCAUGCGGAUAAUGCAGAGAUGCUCGGAUUGGUUGCACAUCAUCGCGGGUCUCGGGUGUCGACCCUCGAGGAUGCGGAUCAGGACAAGGCUUUGCGUGAAAUAAGGCAGUCAAUCCAUUCCGAGGAGCCUACAGGCAACCUGGAGGCUCUGCGCAAAGAAGCUGCAGAGAAGACGAAGACCGAGACAAUUGAAGAAGUGCCAAGCCCGACUGGGGAUGAUGUGGCCGUCGAGAAUAAGGAGGAGCUCAUGGAACCCAACGAGCCGGAGGGCACUGCUAUUGCGGAGGUGAUUGCGAAAUCUGUGGAGCCAGGAGAAAUCAAGGCAGAACUCGCGAAGGAGGCCCACGAGGUUAAGAGCCCGGGCGACGAGAAGGAUGGCUCCAAGGCAGGGCAGGUUCCCAAGUCCGCAGAGUAG
This is a messenger RNA of Penicillium bovifimosum, 1080 nucleotides long. RefSeq lists its product as uncharacterized. Lineage: Eukaryota; Fungi; Ascomycota; Eurotiomycetes; Eurotiales; Aspergillaceae. The record is from RefSeq and is a predicted model, not a curated record. The transcript has 2 exons. Gene Ontology annotation, cellular component: cytoplasm. The coding region runs from base 1 to 1080 and encodes 359 amino acids.